Phanerochaete carnosa HHB-10118-sp is the source of this 1416-nucleotide messenger RNA. RefSeq lists its product as uncharacterized. NCBI's taxonomy places the organism in Eukaryota, Fungi, Basidiomycota, Agaricomycetes, Polyporales, Phanerochaetaceae. The coding region runs from base 68 to 940 and encodes 290 amino acids. The transcript has a single exon. The record is from RefSeq and is a predicted model, not a curated record.
GACCGUCACGAUCUCGGCCGUCUUCCACCCGAAUUCCAGCAUCCUUCCUGUUACCCCAGAUACAAUCAUGCUGUCCUUGGACUUUGUCUUCUUCUACGUCCACUCAGGCUUGCUUAUCCGGCGGUCCGAGAAUAACUUCAACUACCUGCUCCCCGGGAUGCGCCAGGGCGAUUCGGAGCACCAGCCACAAGUGCUCCUCGUGGGAGAGCACUCGCAGGUCCUUAACGUGAUACUGCAUACGGUCUAUGGUCUUCCCUGUGGCCAUUUUAACCCUACAAAUGACAUGCUCGGCGCCGCGGUUGCAGGCCUGCAUGCGUACGGCGUGCAGCCGAACGUACACCCCGCGCUAGGGACACCGCUCUUUGCGCUCCUCGCCGCACGCACGCCCCGCGCCCCGCUCUUCAUCUACACGCUCGCGGCACAGUUCAACUUUUACGACCUUGCCGAGCACGCGUCCGGAUUUCUGCUUGGCAUCACGCCGCCGUCGAUAUCCGAGGAGUGUGCGCAGCGUAUGGGCCCCGUGUACCUCCACAGGCUACUCGGGCUCCAGACCCGUCGCGUGGAGGCCAUGAAGAAGAUCCUGCGCCGACCGCCCAGCCGUCACCCGCCGAUGGAUUGCUGCAGCGCUGAGUCGCAGGCCGGGCUGGCACGGGCGUGGAUGUUGGCCGCGGCGUAUCUCAUAUGGGAGGCACGACCCGGUAAGUCGAAGCCGAGAUACAGUGCCUGUGUCAUGCUGACGUUCAUGACAGAGCUAACGACGACGUCGAUGGAGGUGACGUUUGAUAAUGUGGCAACGAGUAUUCAAUGCGACGGGUGCAAAGCGGUCUACCGUGAACGUCUGGCCCAAGCGCUGAGCAGCUGGGACCUUCAGAAGGUAUGCCUCGCGUUUGGUUCAGCCGGCGACGACAGCUUAUUUUUCUGCUUGCAGAGAACGAUUUGAUGAGCGAAUGGUGGACAAGCUGGAGUGGCGAGGGCGAUGAGAAUCUUCGUACGAUGUGAGCUCGUUACAUACACGAAUAUCUGGGAUUGAUAUUUCUCGUUAAUAGAAAAGAAAUUAUAUUUAAAUAAAUAAAUACCGGAAGAGUAUUGUCGUAGCCCGAACAAAUUUGGUCCAGCCUUUGCAUGAGAUGCAUGAUGAUUUGCAAGCUGUGUCAUGUAUCUGAGCCUCUUCGUUAGCUGACGUUGACACGAUCGUGGAAAACCGCGGCUGCCCUGCGACACCGACGUCCUGGAUGGUGCCUGAGCGAAAAUGCAACUGAACUGCAGCAGAGGGUAGAUGCAACGCGAUUGGCCAAGUUGACCUCAUCGUCGUCGUUAUCGUGGUAGGUGACUAUUUUGACAUUGAUCUCUUCGGUUUUCAAGAUAGCGUGCUGUGGAGGCUGGCCAGUGCGUGAGUGAAGGUGAGUGGGUGGCAGU